Messenger RNA from Papaver somniferum (opium poppy), 834 nucleotides. RefSeq names its product nucleosome assembly protein 1;2-like. Bases 1 to 834 code for a protein of 277 amino acids. Gene Ontology annotation, molecular function: histone binding; chromatin binding. The transcript is spliced from 7 exons. The record is from RefSeq and is a predicted model, not a curated record. NCBI's taxonomy places the organism in Eukaryota, Viridiplantae, Streptophyta, Magnoliopsida, Ranunculales, Papaveraceae. Gene Ontology annotation, cellular component: chromatin; nucleus. Gene Ontology annotation, biological process: nucleosome assembly.
AUGUGGCAGAGGAAUGCCUUGUACGCAUUCUUACACGCGCUUUUCUUGCACUUGAUUCAUGUGGUACACGUUUCGGCAAUCGCUGCCUUUACAUAUACAAGUGCUGGGAAGGGGCUAAACAGGUUUGAUAUUGUGAAUGGAGUUAGAGACGAGGCUGAGGCUGAGAAAGAAGCAGAUAAAGAUGCACAUGUAGAGAAGUGUGUUCCCGAGUUUUGGCUUACUGCUAUGAAGAAAAAUAAAGUAUUAGCAAAGGAAAUCACAGAGAAGGAUGAAGUUCCACUCAAGCAUCUGAAAGAUAUCAAGUGGUCCAGGACUGGUACAGCCAAGGGGUUCAAGCUCAGUUUCUAUUUUGAUGAUGACAAUCCCUAUUUCCAUAAUGCUGUCCUCACAAAGAUUUAUCGCAUGAAAAAAGCUCAUCACAUGUUUGAUGAACUAAUUUUGAAAAAGAUACAAGCGACUAAAAUUGAAUGGAAAUAUGGGAAGAAUUUUACAUGGAAACAGGUAGGGAAGAAGCUAAAGCAUCGAUCAAAUAUCUGGGUAUCAGAAGACUGGACUAUGAAUAUCCGUAUCAAUAAAAGUUUCUUCAAUCUUUUUAAUGCCCUAGUCCCUGGUGAUGAUAACGAUUUUGAAUUUAAUAGUGCCAUAGUCUCUGAUGAUGAUAACGAUUUUGAAUUUAAUGGUGCCCUAGUCCCUGAUGAUGAUAACGAUUUUGAAGAAACAGUUCAAGAACUUCAGAAUGAAAUUGAUCAAGACUACCUCGUUGGUUGCACCAUCCGUGACCAGAUCAUCCCACAUGCUGUAUCGUGGUUCGCUAGAGAAGCUUCCCAGGUUUAA